AUGUCGGGAUUUGCUUCAGUCGCGUACCAUUGCCGCGAGUGUGGCUACACGUGCGACGUCCAGACACACCCCGUGCUCGUCUUCCGCUGCCAUGCUGGCCCGCAGUGCAACGGCGCUCCGUUCACGCUGAUCAAGACGCAGCCGCACGGCGCGGACAAGUCGGCGCUCUUCCCGAUCGAGCUCAUCCGACAACGCCCAGCCAACCUGUGGCGCUACCGCGAGGCGAUUCCGAUCAUGGACGCGUCAGAUGCCACGAUCGUGUCGCUGGGCGAGGGCAUGACGCCGCUCGUACUUGACAAGGCGGCCUCGACCCCACUCCCAACUCCGACAGAUGAUGAUGGUGAACAUGGCACUGCACGUCCAAAGCACUACUACAAGCUCGACCACCUCAUGCCAACGGGAUCGUACAAGGACCGCGGAGCUUCGGUGCUCGUCUCCAAGCUGAAUGAGCUCGGCGUGAAGGCAGUGGUCGAAGAUUCGUCGGGCAACGCGGGCAGUGCGAUCGCGGCGUACGCUGCACGCGCGGGUCAGAUGGAGUGCACCAUUCUGUGUCCGGCCUCCACUUCUGUCGGAAAGCUGGCGCAGAUUCAAAUGUACCGAGCCCACUUGCAGCUCGUGAACGGCACGCGCGCAGACACGACAACUGCCGUCUUUGGCGCCGCUGCAAACACGGUCUACGCAUCACACAACUGGAACCCGUUCUUCAUGGAGGGCGGCAAGACGGUCGCCUUCGAGAUUGUCGAGCAGCUGGGCUGGCAAGCCCCCAGUCAUGUCGUGUGUCCUGUCGGGUUUGGCUCCAUCUUUCUUGCCUUGCAUCUCGGAUUUUCAGAGCUUCUGGCCGCAGGUGUCAUUGCCACGAUGCCAAGGCUCCAUGGCGUGCAAUCAACAUCAUGUGCACCAUUGCUCACGAGCAUCCAGCUCGCCAACGGCAAUAAUGGUGACACCAGUGGCACGACCGAACCGAGCGUUGCACAGUUUUCAGAUGCACCGGCAAUCGCAUCCGAAUCGUGUCGCGUGGUGCCGCUGGACGCUGCUGCUCCCACUCUUGCCGAGGGCAUCACAGCCACCAACCCCAUGCGGGGCAAGGACAUUUUGCGCGUCGUGGCAGCAACAAGAGGCAGUCUGGUGAGUGUCACGGACGCGCAGAUCGAAGCUGGUCUCCAGGCACUCGGAGCCCAGGGGCUGUUUGUCGAGCCCACCUCUGCAGUCGUGGUGCAUGCAUAUCGUCAGCUGGUCUCUGUGGGCGUCAUUCGCUCCAACGAGACAGUG
This is a messenger RNA of Capsaspora owczarzaki ATCC 30864, 1269 nucleotides long. RefSeq names its product pyridoxal-phosphate dependent enzyme. The annotation marks the transcript as partial. NCBI's taxonomy places the organism in Eukaryota, Filasterea, Ministeriida, Capsasporidae. Gene Ontology annotation, molecular function: L-serine ammonia-lyase activity; pyridoxal phosphate binding; threonine deaminase activity. Gene Ontology annotation, biological process: L-threonine catabolic process; L-serine catabolic process. The transcript has a single exon. The record is from RefSeq and is a predicted model, not a curated record.